Molecule: messenger RNA, 3312 nt
Organism: Physeter macrocephalus (sperm whale)
Lineage: Eukaryota; Metazoa; Chordata; Mammalia; Artiodactyla; Physeteridae
Gene: SEMA5B
Product: semaphorin 5B
Exons: 21
Coding region: 31-3312 (1093 amino acids)
Biological process (GO): axon guidance; positive regulation of cell migration; semaphorin-plexin signaling pathway
Molecular function (GO): semaphorin receptor binding; chemorepellent activity
Source: RefSeq, a predicted model, not a curated record
CCGGGAGCUGGGAGUACAGAGGGGCCCACCAUGGUGUUCCCGGGACCCCUGGCUAUCACCCUGCUGCCGCCCAGCCUCACACUGCUGGUGGUGCACCUCGCCAGCUCCCAGGAUGUCGCCAGUGAACCCAGCAGUGAGCAGCAGCUGUGCUCCCUGAGGGAACACCCCAUCGUGGCCUUUGCAGAUCUGAAGCCAUGGAUCUCUAACUUCACCUACCCUGGAGCCCAAGAUUUCUCCCAGCUAGCUCUGGAUCCCUCCAGAAACCAGCUCAUCGUGGGAGCCAGGAACUACCUCUUCAGACUCAGCCUUGCCAAUGUCUCCCUCCUUCAGGCCACAGAGUGGGCUUCCAACGAGGACACGCGCCGCUCCUGCCAAAGCAAAGGGAAGACCGAGGAGGAGUGUCAGAACUACGUGCGAGUCCUGAUUGUCACUGGCCGGAAAGUGUUCAUGUGUGGGACCAAUGCCUUUUCCCCCGUGUGCUCCAGCAGACAGGUGGGGAACCUCAGCCGGACCGUGGAGAAGAUCAACGGUGUGGCCCGCUGCCCCUACGACCCACGCCACAACUCCACAGCCGUCAUCUCCUCCCAGGGGGAGCUCUACGCAGCCACAGUCAUCGACUUCUCAGGUCGGGACCCCGCCAUCUACCGCAGCCUGGGCAGCAGGCCACCGCUUCGUACCGCCCAGUAUAACUCCAAGUGGCUCAAUGAGCCAAACUUUGUAGCAGCCUAUGAUAUCGGGCUGUUCGCGUACUUCUUGCUGCGGGAGAACGCGGUGGAGCAUGACUGUGGACGCACCGUGUACUCUCGGGUGGCCCGCGUGUGCAAGAAUGACAUGGGGGGCCGGUUCCUGCUGGAGGACACUUGGACCACGUUCAUGAAGGCCCGGCUCAACUGCUCCCGCCCGGGUGAGGUCCCCUUCUACUACAACGAGCUGCAGAGUGCCUUCCACCUGCCGGAGCAGGACCUCAUCUACGGGGUCUUCACCACCAAUGUAAACAGCAUUGCCGCAUCUGCUGUCUGCGCCUUCAACCUCAGUGCCAUCUCUCAGGCUUUCAAUGGCCCAUUUCGCUACCAGGAGAACCCCAGGGCUGCCUGGCUCCCCAUCGCCAACCCCAUCCCCAAUUUCCAGUGCGGCACCCUGCCCGAGGUGGGCCCCAACGAGAACCUGACGGAGCGAAGCCUGCAGGAUGCACAGCGCCUGUUCCUGAUGAGCGAGGCCGUGCAGCCGGUGACACCCGAGCCCUGUGUCACCCAGGACAGCGUGCGCUUCUCACACCUCGUGGUGGACCUUGUGCAGGCCAAGGAUACGCUCUACCACGUGCUCUACAUCGGCACGGAGUCCGGCACCAUCCUGAAGGCGCUGUCCACGACGAGCCGCAACCUCCGCGGCUGCUACCUGGAGGAGCUGCACGUGCUGCCCCCCGGGCGCCGGGAGCCGCUGCGCAGCCUGCGCAUCCUGCACAGCGCCCGCGCGCUCUUCGUGGGGUUGAGCGACGGCGUGCUGCGGGUGCCGCUGGAGCGGUGCGCCGCCUACCGCAGCCAGGGGGCAUGCCUGGGGGCACGGGACCCGUACUGCGGCUGGGACGGGAAGCAGCAACGUUGCAGCACGCUCGAGGACAGCUCCAACAUGAGCCUCUGGACCCAGAACAUCACAGCAUGUCCUGUGCGAAAUGUGACUCGGGAUGGGGGCUUCGGCCCAUGGUCACCAUGGCAACCGUGUGAGCACUUAGAUGGGGACAACUCAGGUUCUUGCCUGUGUCGAGCCCGGGCCUGUGACUCCCCCCGACCCCGCUGUGGGGGCUGUGACUGCCUGGGGCCAGCCAUCCACGUUGCCAACUGCUCCAGGAACGGGGCGUGGACACCGUGGUCAUCGUGGGCCCUAUGCAGCACCUCCUGUGGGAUUGGAUUCCAGGUCCGCCAGCGAAGUUGCAGCAACCCUGCUCCGCGCCACGGGGGCCGCAUCUGCGUGGGCAAGAGCAGGGAGGAACGGUUCUGUAACGAAAACACGCCUUGCCCGGUGCCCAUCUUCUGGGCCUCCUGGGGCUCCUGGAGCAAGUGCAGCAGCCACUGUGGGAGCGGUGUGCAAUCGCGGCGUCGGGCCUGUGAGAACGGCAACUCCUGCCCGGGCUGCGGCGUGGAAUUCAAGACUUGCAACCCUGAAGGCUGCCCCGAAGUGCGGCGCAACACGCCGUGGACGCCCUGGCUACCGGUGAACGUGACCCAAGGCGGGGCGCGGCAGGAGCAGCGCUUCCGCUUCACGUGCCGCGCGCCACUGGCCGACCCCCACGGGCUGCAGUUUGGCCGGAGGAGGACGGAGACCCGAACCUGCCCCGCGGACGGCUCUGGAGCCUGCGACACGGACGCCUUGGUGGAGGAGCUCCUGCGCAGCGGGGGCACCUCCCCGCACACGGUGAGCGGGGGCUGGGCCGCCUGGGGCCCGUGGGCCUCCUGCUCUCGGGACUGUGGGCUGGGCUUCCGCGUCCGCAAGAGAACAUGCACGAACCCGGAGCCCCGCAGCGGGGGCCUGCCGUGCGUGGGUGACGCUGCCGAGUACCAGGACUGCAACCCCCAAGCUUGUCCAGUGCGGGGUGCCUGGUCCUGCUGGACCUCUUGGUCUCCAUGCUCAGCCUCCUGCGGUGGCGGCCACUAUCAACGCACCCGUUCCUGCAGCAGCCCCCCCCCCUCCCCGGGUGAGGACAUCUGUCUCGGGCUGCACACGGAGGAGGCGCUGUGUGCCACACAGGCCUGCCCAGAAGGCUGGUCGCCAUGGUCUGAGUGGAGUGCAUGCACGGAGGAUGGAGUCCAAAGCCGUGGCCGGCACUGCGAGGAGCUGGUCCCCGGGCCCAGCGCUUGUGCUGGAAACAGCAGCCAGAGCCGCCCCUGCCCCUACAGGGAGAUUCCCGUGAUCCUGCCUGCCUCCAGUAUGGACGAGGCCACUGGCUGUGGAGGGUUCAGUCUCCUCCACCUGGUGGCCACAGGCAUCUCCUGCUUCCUGGGCUCUGGGCUGCUGACCUUGGCGGUGUACCUGUCCUGCCAGCACUGCAGGCACCAGUCCCAGGAGUCCACGCUCGUCCAUCCCGCCACCCCCAACCACCUGCAUUACAAGGCGGGGGGUGCCCCCAAGAAUGAGAAGUACACACCCAUGGAAUUCAAGACCCUGAAUAAGAAUAACCUGAUCCCCGAUGACAGAGCCAACUUCUACCCAUUGCAGCAGACCAAUGUAUACACAACCACCUACUACCCGAGUCCAUUGAACAAACACAGCUUCCGGCCUGAGGCCUCACCUGGACAACGGUGCUUCCCCAACAGCUGA